Molecule: messenger RNA, 1727 nt
Organism: Ricinus communis (castor bean)
Lineage: Eukaryota; Viridiplantae; Streptophyta; Magnoliopsida; Malpighiales; Euphorbiaceae
Product: arogenate dehydratase 2
Exons: 12
Coding region: 124-1296 (390 amino acids)
Biological process (GO): L-phenylalanine biosynthetic process
Cellular component (GO): chloroplast; cytoplasm
Molecular function (GO): prephenate dehydratase activity; arogenate dehydratase activity
Source: RefSeq, a predicted model, not a curated record
UCCUGUAUAUGCAUUCAUUUAAAAAAGGAAAAACUCUGUUUGGUUUCUGGGAUUUGUCGACUCUCUUUCUCUCUAUCUCUCUCGCUCAUGCUUCUAACCUUAACAGAAAGCUAAUCCAUCAAAAUGGCUACUUCUUUAACUGUUCCUCGAUUACCUGGCCAAAUCACCGUUAAGAAACCACCUUCUUCUUCUUCCAUUCAAGUUCCUGUUCUAGAUGUCAAAUUGCCGCAACGACGCCGUAAACAGAUCGUACUAGCCUCACGUCACGGAGAGAACGAGACCGACGCGAAAAACAACAAGAACAUUCUUGAACUGCAGCAGCAAAGUCCUUUGCUUAAUAAUACUCCUUACGACGUCGUUUCCAAAGACGCGCUUCCUAGGCCUUUAUCGUCUUCUCAUUUCUCUAAUUCAGUUUCUGAUGGUUCUCGUCUUCGCGUUGCUUAUCAGGGAGUUCGUGGAGCGUACAGUGAAUCAGCAGCAGAAAAAGCGUACCCAAACUGUGAAGCCGUGCCAUGCGAGCAAUUCGAUACUGCUUUUGAAGCUGUUGAACGGUGGCUUGUGGAUAGAGCAGUUCUUCCGAUUGAGAAUUCUUUAGGCGGGAGCAUCCACAGAAACUAUGACCUUUUGCUCCGGCACACCUUGCAUAUAGUAGGGGAAGUGAAGUAUGUUGUUCGCCAUUGCUUACUAGCCAAUAAUAGUGUAAAAAUUGAAGACUUGAAAAGGGUCCUAAGUCAUCCACAGGCUCUCGCUCAAUGUGAGCUUACAUUAACAAGUUUGGGAUUGGUCAGAGAAGCCGUGGACGAUACUGCUGGUGCAGCUAAGCAUGUUGCACUUCACAAACUAAAAGACACAGGAGCUGUUGCUAGUUCUGCUGCUGCAAAGAUCUAUGGCUUGGACAUAUUAGCCGAAGAUAUUCAGGAUGACUCUGAUAAUGUCACUCGCUUUCUGAUGCUGGCAAGGGAACCCAUAAUUCCAGGCACGGACAGACCAUUCAAGACAAGUAUUGUUUUUUCCCUAGAGGAAGGCCCUGGAGUACUCUUCAAAGCACUUGCUGUUUUUGCUUUGCGGCAAAUAAACCUCACAAAGAUUGAGAGUCGUCCAUUGCGGAAGCAGCCACUGAGAGCAUCUGAUGAUAAUAACAAUGGGUUUCCAAAAUAUUUUGACUAUCUUUUCUAUGUGGAUUUUGAGGCAUCGAUGGCUGAACAGAGAGCACAGAAUGCCCUCAAGCACCUGAAGGAGUUUGCUACCUUUUUGCGAGUUUUAGGGAGUUAUCCGGUGGAUACUAGCAUGAUAUGAAUGACCUCAACAUGUGUUGGACAGUGUUUUCAAGACAUCUGAAUUUCUCGAAAUACUUCAAUGGCAGAUUUGUUCCUGAUGGUUUUGUUUCAAAUUCUAUGACUUCUGAUUUUGAUGGAGGGCUGGUGCAGGGUUCUGAGCAAAAACAUUACCGUCAAAUGAGUGGAAGCACCGAUCAUAUCCCAUCUUCUUGGACUUUAUUUGAAUGGAGCAGUGAGGCUUGAUCAAAUUCCCAUUUAGUUGCAAUUUUGUCACAUCUUCUCAAUAUAGCUCAUGUAAUUAUUACAAAACUCCUUAGGCUUUUUAUGAAGUUUGUUGCCCUGCAUACUCGGGCAAAAUUUUCUAUGGUUCAAUUGACCGCAAUGUUGAACAUGAUGUGCAAAAAUUGUCUUGAACUGGUUCAGAAUUCAAAUUUUGUCCCUUUCUGUUUU